This is a messenger RNA of Hypoxylon trugodes, 553 nucleotides long. RefSeq lists its product as uncharacterized. The transcript has 3 exons. The record is from RefSeq and is a predicted model, not a curated record. Lineage: Eukaryota; Fungi; Ascomycota; Sordariomycetes; Xylariales; Hypoxylaceae. The coding region runs from base 102 to 425 and encodes 107 amino acids.
GACGUCUAUAAUUUACUUUAAUUAUAAUCUGCCGUGGUUCCCCUUCUUUAGAGAAUAAAAUAUUUCCUCACCCGCGUCCACACUAUUUAAGAAAUAUCAAAAUGCGGGCUACAAGCAGAUUACUUCAGGCUUGUAGAAUCACACUUUUCACGCGCGAAAACUGCGGACUCUGUACCGAAGCUAGAUCGGUUCUCUCCGAUGUCUGGGAGUCCCGAUCAUUCCAAUUCAAAGAAAUCGAUAUCAUAAAAGAUGAUUCAAAGCCUCGGUGGCGAGAUCUAUAUGAGUUUGACGUCCCUGUGAUACACAUCAACAAGUCCUCUGCUCCGGAGGAACAUCCUCAAUCGGCCUCGAAAGCGAUUAAGCUAAUGCAUCGAUUUACACCUGACCAAGUCCAAGCUAAAAUGGAUGUCGUCGAGAAAGCUUGAGGCAUCUAGGUGUGCUUGGUCGUGCAAAGCGACUAAAUUAUCGGCUUAGAUCCGAAAUCUUAAAGAUGUUUCUUACUAAGCUAUCGGGUCAGAUCCGAUAUCCAUGGAUUUCACAGCAUUGCUGAAUC